AUUGUCUUAAACAACCCACCCACUUUUUUCUAAUGGAACAAACAGCUCACUUGCUUCUUCUCAUUCCAUUAUCAGUCUCCUUCAACUCCAACUCAUCUUUGUGCCUUGGAUGGUUUUUUCCAAAGACUUAACUCAACCAGCUACACCAUACGCUCAUUCCUCAACCCACCAUUAAUUGUCCUCCAAUCCUUUCUGUUCUGCCAAUACUCCAUUGAUCUCUGAGCUUUGAGCCAUGGCGGAGUUACUAUCGGCUCUUUUGCCUGCCCUCCUGAAGAAAGCAGGUGAGUCUCUCGGCACAGAGUUUAGUUUCAUCGGGGGUAUUGAACGACGGCGUUCGGAGCUGUAUACCUUGCUGCUUGCCGUCAACCAAGUGAUCAAUGAUGCCGAGGAUCAGGCAUCCAAGAAGCCUGCUGUGAAGUCUUGGAUCGCAAAGCUGAAGCUGGCUGCCUGUGAUGCUGAUGACGCCCUUGAUGAGCUGCACUACGAGGAGCUCCGCUGCGAAGCGCUCCGUCGUGGGCAUAAAAUCAAUACUGGCGUAAGGGCUUUCUUCUCUUCUCAUUAUAAUCCUUUACUGUUCAAGUAUAGGAUAGGAAAGAGACUCCAGCAGAUAGUCGAGCGGAUUGAUCAGCUUGUUUCGCAAAUGAAUCGAUUUGGGUUCCUAAAUUGCUCCAUGCCAGUGGAUGAGAGGAUGCAAACCUAUUCCUACGUCGACGAGCAGGAAGUUAUUGGAAGGGACAAAGAAAGAGAUGAAAUUGUCCAUAUGCUUCUAAGUGCCGAGACCGACGAAUUGCUAAUACUUCCUAUUGUUGGGAUAGGAGGACUGGGAAAGACAACUCUUGCACAGCUGGUCUUCAAUGACGUAAAAGUGAAAGCACAUUUUCAAAAGCAUAUGUGGGUUUGUGUGUCAGAGAACUUCAGUGUUCCUGUUAUUGUCAAGGGGAUAAUUGACACCGCAAUUGGGAAUGAUUGUGGACUGAAGUUUGAUAACCUGGAAUUGCUACAGCAACGUCUUCGGGAAGAACUGGGCCAAAAGAGGUACCUUCUUGUACUAGAUGAUGUUUGGAAUGAAGAUAAACAGAAAUGGGGAGCUCUUAGAACAUUGCUUGGUUCUUGUGGAAUGGGAAGUGCGGUGGUUGUGACUACCCGAAACGUGAAAGUUGCAUCAAUCAUGGAGUCAAUUAGUCCAUUGUGCCUAGAGAACCUUAACCCAGAAGAUUCUUGGAUUGUAUUCAGCAGAAGAGCUUUUGGCACAGGUGUGGUUGAGACUCCAGAGCUCGUUGAGGUUGGUAAAAGAAUUGUUGAGAAAUGUUGCGGGCUUCCGUUAGCCAUAAAGAGUAUGGGAGCCUUGAUGAGUACAAAACAGGAGACACGAGAUUGGCUAUCCAUCCUUGAAAGCAACACUUGGGAUGAAGAAAGCCAGAUACUGCCAGCGCUGUCUUUGGGCUACAAAAAUUUGCCUUCUCAUAUGAAACAAUGUUUUGCUUUUUGUGCAGUAUUCCCGAAGGACUACGAGAUUGAUAAGGACGAUCUAAUACAUCUUUGGGUAUCGAAUGGAUUUAUUCCAUCCAAGAAGAUGUCAGAUAUUGAAGAGAAUGGGAAUCAUGUUUUCUGGGAGCUUGUUUGGAGGUCAUUUUUCCAAAAUGUUAAGCAAAUUGGAUCAAUUUUCCAACGUAAAGUGUACAGAUGCAGGAGGCUGACCCACCUACCAGAUGGCAUGAAAUUUAUGAUUAGCCUUCGCCAUGUGUACCUUGAUGACUGUGCUCGACUAACAAGCAUGCCAGCUGGUCUAGGACAGCUCAUUAAUUUACGGACAUUGACAAAGUUCGUACCUGGUAAUGAAUCUGGCUAUAGGAUUAACGAACUGAAUGACUUAAAACUUGGGGGCAAGCUUCAGAUAUUUAAUUUGAUUAAAGUAACAAAUCCCAUAGAAGCAAAAGAAGCCAACCUUGAGUGUAAGACAAAUUUGCAGCAGUUAGCACUUUGCUGGGGCACAUCAAAAUCUGCGGAGUUACAAGCUGAAGAUUUGCAUUUAUAUCGUCAUGAAGAAGUACUUGACGCUCUUAAGCCUCCCAACGGAUUGACCGUUCUAAAGCUGAGGCAGUAUAUGGGCACUACGUUUCCCAUAUGGAUGGAAAAUGGAAUCACAUUGCGCAACAUUGUUAAGCUCAAAGUAACGGACUCCAUAAAUUGUAUGAAACUUCCAUCAGUGUGGAAGCUUCCCUUUCUCGAGGUUCUCCGACUAAAAGACAUGAAGAAGUUGAAAUACUUGUGUAACGGGUUCUGCUCUGAUAAAGAAUGUGAUCAUCAAUUAGUGGCAUUCCCAAAAUUAAAACUCUUGUCACUAGAACGAAUGGAAUCCUUAGAGAACUGGCAGGAAUAUGAUGUUGAACAGGUAACACCGGCUAAUUUUCCCGUGCUAGAUGCAAUGGAAAUCAUUGAUUGUCCAAAAUUGACAGCUAUGCCUAAUGCUCCGGUUCUCAAGUCGUUAAGUGUGAUAGGAAACAAAAUAUUGAUUGGCUUAUCGUCAAGUGUUAGUAAUCUGUCGUAUCUAUAUCUUGGUGCAAGUCAAGGGAGUUUAGAGAGGAAAAAAACACUAAUCUAUCACUAUAAAGAAAACCUGGAAGGAACCACAGAUUCAAAGGAUCAUGUUUUGGCCCAUCACUUUUCAUCAUGGGGCUCACUCACUAAAUUACACCUACAGGGAUUCAGUGCUCUAGCACCAGAAGAUAUACAAAAUAUAAGUGGUCACGUGAUGUCUGUGCAGAACUUAGAUCUAAUUUCCUGUGACUGCUUCAUCCAAUAUGAUACAUUGCAGUCACCACUGUGGUUCUGGAAAUCAUUUGCGUGCCUGCAGCACUUAACAAUCGAGUACUGUAACAGCCUCACCUUUUGGCCAGGGGAGGAGUUCCAAAGCUUGACUUCAUUAAAACGACUCGACAUUAGAUAUUGCAACAACUUCACGGGUAUGCCACCUGCCCAAGUCUCAGUGAAGUCCUUUGAAGAUGAGGGCAUGCAUAAUUUGGAACGGAUAGAAAUCGAAUUCUGCUACAACUUAGUGGCUUUCCCUACAAGCUUAUCGUAUCUGAGGAUAUGCAGCUGCAAUGUACUUGAGGACCUACCUGAAGGACUGGGUUGCCUGGGCGCUCUAAGAAGUCUGUCAAUUGAUUAUAACCCAAGACUGAAGUCCCUGCCUCCCAGCAUUCAACGUCUAUCAAAUCUGACCAGGCUCUACCUGGGAACUAAUGACAGCCUAACAACAUUACCCGAAGGGAUGCAUAAUCUGACAGCUCUCAAUGAUCUGGCUAUUUGGAACUGCCCUAGUUUAAAGGCUUUACCGGAAGGUCUCCAGCAGAGGCUGCACAGCCUGGAAAAGCUCUUUAUUAGACAAUGCCCUACGCUGGUGAGAAGAUGCAAACGUGGAGGAGACUACUGGAGCAAAGUUAAGGAUAUUCCAGAUUUACGUGUGACAGGGGACUAGGGGAGCAGCAUUCUGCUUGGGGAGAUGCAGCCAGAGCCGUAUAUGGCUGAAUAUUGUCAAAAUUCAGCCAGAGAAUUUAACGAUAUUGAUGAUGAAUCUCACAAAAUUCAUAUUGAGAAUUUAACGAUCUAUUGAUAUGGCUGAAUAUAUAUAUUGAUUGGUUAAAGAAAAUAUAUACAUUGGUUAGUCUUUUCAAGGAAAAUCUAUGUAGCAUGAAUUUAACAGGUUCCUAGAAUAUUAGUCGGCGUGAAUAUCUAAAUACUAAAUCAGUUGUAGUCCAUGCUAGCUAGUUUGUAUAUUCUUUGGAAUUGAAACAUACUUUGUUGUUAUAAAGAAGUCACAUCAUCGCUUAGCUUUAACACCAUUUGAUGUUGCUUUAACAGUUUAGAUUUGCACAAUAUUUUUCUAGCCUGCAUGAGCCCUUUUUUAGGCUGUUGGAUUAGCCAUUUCUUAUGGAUAUAUGUUACAAUUUGGCAACAACAUUGUACCCACCAACAUCCUGCAGUAAUGUGCCGGAUGUCAUCUAGUUUUAAAAUAGAAGUGCCUUUUAUCAAGAGUCAACAAUCAAACAUUAUUUAUCACCCAAAUUUUCCCUCCUAUACGAUUCUCUCCUUUUAAUUGAACAAUUUUGCUGUUUUGAUCUGCUUAGGCAUAAAUUUGGUAUAUGAUGAAAAUUUCUGGUAGACUAAUAAAUUUUGCAGAUGAUGAGUUUUUGGCUGGAUGGUUCUAUUUAUGUUUUUUCACACAUGUUAUUAACAUUACAUAUGCUUAUAAAGCUAAAGUUUGUAUAAAUUUUAUGAAAAAUUAUGUAUUAAUUGCCAGUUUUAUGUGUAUUCAUAUGCAAAUGAACUUCCAAAGUUUAUAGUUACAGAAUUAGUAAUUCUGUAGUUCAAAAUAAAUGCAGAACAAUGAAUAUUUUACCUAUAGUUAUACCUCAUAUAUAUGAACUUUUUUAUCUAACAUGAUCCGUUAAAAUUUGGGCAUAUCAAGUUCUUUGUUUGCAUUUUUUAAAUAUCAACAGCUGUGUUAGACCCCCGCAAAAAAAAAAAAACAGUUGUGUUAGACAUUUAGCAUAUUUUUUUACUUAAUAUCAUUAGACUAACAGGGACGGCCCUUAAUUAAUGGAUUAUA
Molecule: messenger RNA, 4609 nt
Organism: Oryza sativa Japonica Group (Japanese rice)
Lineage: Eukaryota; Viridiplantae; Streptophyta; Magnoliopsida; Poales; Poaceae
Source: RefSeq, a predicted model, not a curated record